Messenger RNA from Monodelphis domestica (gray short-tailed opossum), 821 nucleotides. It is a transcript of the gene SOFU1, whose product is annotated as sperm-oocyte fusion factor 1. The record is from RefSeq and is a predicted model, not a curated record. NCBI's taxonomy places the organism in Eukaryota, Metazoa, Chordata, Mammalia, Didelphimorphia, Didelphidae. Gene Ontology annotation, biological process: fusion of sperm to egg plasma membrane involved in single fertilization.
AAAGGAAAGGUGUUUGGGAGGGGCUGGGGCAGGGGCAGGGGAGGGGCAGGCCGCUGCCCCCUGAGCAGGUGGAGGCCCAUAGGCAGAGGGCCGAUAGUAAAUGGGCGAAUGACUUCCCAGGGCCCCAAGCUCCACCAGGCAUCGCUCCUGGUUUGCCUCUUACUGUUGCUGCUGUUGGUUCAAGGAGUGAAGCCCCAGAAUGGGGAUCACAAUGGGAAAGGGAGGAGCCAGAAAGGAGAGGAAGCUUCACCAAAAGGUGAGGGUGAAGAACAGCUAGAAGAGCAAUUUGUGGUUUCAUCAGUUGGAGAGAUACUACAGUUGCUGAACAUGCAGCGGUCAGAAGAGGAGGAAGAGACAGAAGGAGAGGUGGAGAUGGAAGAGAACGCAGCCGUUCGAGACCACCUCUUUGACCUGGCCUUCUGCUUCAACCUCGCCAGCAUCCUGGUUUUUUUAUGAGGGACAUGGAGGCUGAGGUCAUCGCCUGGUUUCUGGAUGAGGAACUGGACAUCUACCUCCGCUUCAUGAUUGCCUACUGAUUUCCCCCGACUCAAGGUCUACCGCACCCUGUGGAGAUGUCUGCACUGAUUUUUGCUAGCUCCCCCCUCUGGUCUUGGCCCCAGAUGGCACUUGGGAACCGGAGUCUGUUUCUGAAAUUACUGCCUGAUUUCUGCCACUAAGCCUCCUGGAUAUUACCACCCUGGGCCAGGGAUACCAUAUCCCUCUCCCCACUCUCUCUUCUUCUCUGCCCUGUGAUAGGAGUUCUCAGAGAGUUGGGGAUGGGGAGGGAAGCAGCAGCAACAGUAUUAAACCCCCAAAACAAA